This is a messenger RNA of Cantharellus anzutake, 3066 nucleotides long. RefSeq lists its product as uncharacterized. The transcript is spliced from 5 exons. The coding region runs from base 238 to 3015 and encodes 925 amino acids. The record is from RefSeq and is a predicted model, not a curated record. NCBI's taxonomy places the organism in Eukaryota, Fungi, Basidiomycota, Agaricomycetes, Cantharellales, Hydnaceae.
AUCCGCUACAGUGGUCAGAGACUUCCGGGAGAUGUACAGCAAAGGAAGGGGUGGCAAGGUGUGACAGCGCCGAUGGGCGGUGUCUAGACGCGAAGGGAGACGAAUUGCCAAAUUAAUCAUCGGUCCCGCCCGUUGGAAUUGAUGUGAUCUACAACUUCCAACAAACUUUGACAGAUAACGACUCUACAUCCUUUGGACGUCUCUCAUUCCUCAAGGAUUGUCCGCAAGAGUCACCUAAUGGAUGCAUCAUCUUCCCACUUGCUUCUGCCGGCAGUGCAAACACUCAAAGUUGCUGACGAAACUCAACAGUUGCAGGAGUCUGUAGGACCUCGUAUAAUCAUCCAGGAGUCCGUACAACCCGAUCCUCCGCGACCAAUCAUUAUGCCUGUUAAUUUUGGCUCUUCCAACGAAAGCGAAAACAAUGACAAGGCAGGCUCUUCGUCCUCUCGUACGAAACAACGUCGCGUCUCGACUUCGGCAUUGCCAACACUGUCCAAUCCUGCAACCAGCAUUAGUGGCUCGCCGUUCAACUGGACAUUUAGAGACGAGAUGGGGAUAACCCCACGAACGAACCCGACCUCACUGCAGCCUCCCAGAGCUACAUCAGAGCGCAGGGAACUGGUUGGAGGCAUCAAAAAGUUGAAGCCACGCAAACCCGUCAACAACGAUCCGGAUGCGAAUCAAGCUUCUACUUCAUUUGCUUUACCCAAUCCCCCGAAACGCGCGAAAAGGAAUAUGUGGACAGAGAGGGAAACUCAAUAUCUGGUCGAAGGUUGCAACAUCCACGGAGUUGGGAACUGGAAGCUGAUCUUGGAGGAUCCGGGGUUUGAGUUUCAAGAUCGCAGUCCUGUUGACCUAAAGGACCGAUUCCGUGUUUCCUUCCCCGAGGCAUACAAAAAAUACUACCCGAACGCGAAGACCCACCUUUCGAACAAAACGUCUGCACUUGCCCUCGAAGAACCAGUCUUCGAAAGGGCGCGACAGAAUAAGCGCCGGCCAUUCUCGCCUGAAGAAGAUGAAGCUUUAAGACGAGGUUAUGAAGAGCAUGGAACUGUUUGGUCUGCCAUUGCCAAAGACCCAAUUCUAUCAUCUCGAAAGAGUACGGAUCUGCGGGAUAGAUUCCGUAACGCAUUUCCAGAGCUUUACGCUCAGGCGGGCUACAAGCCGAGACGGAAGUCAAAGAAGACAUUAUCGGAACCCUCAACUCCCGCCGAAGAUCCUGACGCUCCACCACCGAUUCUUUUCCCCGCGUUGUCUGGGAGGCAGCGUCAAAUGUCUGAGGUUGCCUCGAGGCCUCUGUUAAAACUCUCUCGCCGAGCGAAAUCACACAAAUCUGUGGACUUUAGUGCCCCAUGUUCGGAUACUGAUGAUAGUUCAGGAGAAGAGGACAACACCCGACAAGUGGCCCCUCCGUUGACUCGAAAGAACAACGAACAACCACCUGAGCCCGCAAAAGGGGACCAGCUGCGAGAGAAUGCCGGAACACCACUUCUACCUAAAGUGCAGCUGCCGCCUGGUUUAGAGCCAAACACUCUCGACCUGACAUCCGCGCAACUCAUUAACCCCCUUAGUCCGCCAUCUGUGACACAGCACUUGAACAGUCCCAGAAUCCCAGGAUGUGUCCCUUUGCCUUCAAACUCCGUCGUUUCGUCGCCGUCCAACUUCAUUACUGCUUCUAAUGUCCGAAUCGGCAAUUCCCCAUGGGGUCCAUCCUGGCUGUCCACCAAUCCGAAGCUCGAUAAUCAGUUCAGAGAUUCUUUCAUGGGUUGGCCCACUAUCCCAGAGCACGGCGUAUUCGACAGAUAUGAUCUUUACUCUGGCCAAGCCGUCGGCCAUGAUUUCGCUUCUGAGGCGGGGAAUAAACCGUCACACUCAUACCCCCAUUCUGGGGGAGGUUUACCUGGUUUUUCUCACCAUCACUAUGCUGGAGAUCUGAUAUCUGGUGCCGGAGCAUUUGAAGGACAAGAUUUCGAAUACCUUUCAACCACAUCUGGUACAUCUCAUCUUGACGUUGGGCAGCUCAGUUUACAGGGGAUGGAUGAAGCCAGUGAAGCCUUCGGAAUCGAAGAUGCACUCAAUAUUGAGGAUGACGGCUUGUUUUCCGUUUCACUCGAACGUCCCCAGACGGCGGAGCCUGGCACUUUUGGGAAACAGAGCGCCAAUGGCUCAAAUCUGGCUAAGAGACCGUCAACAGCGACGGGACCAUCGCAUACUUUUGGGGCUUCCCAACAAGGCGGCCUCACAACCUUCGGCAGACCGACAACUCUGCAGAUGGGUUCCACGUCCACAUCCUUCGCGCCCUUGACACAACUGGAAGGGUCACAUCUCGCCCCUGCUUCCAGUGUCACGUCUUCGCCAUUCUCAUUGCAGUCUUCUCAAUCCACAUUCAGCAACCUUACAUCUUCCUCUUCCGUCACUUCAUUUCCGUUACCGCCUACAUCGUCUAUCUCCCCAGCGGCGCUAUCAACUAUUCCCAACCAUGUCCAGCAAUCAUCAUUUCAGCAAUCGAUAUUUUCCCGGCCCACAUCACACACCAUCCCCACACCUCAUAUCACCGAUCUGCUUCGCAACCCCCAAGGGAGCACAGACAAUCACCGUCUUCCACCCACGCCAAUCGACCCGCUUCUUUGCACCAUUCCAUCAUCCAAUUCACCAACAUUCAAUUUUGUUGAACCCCUCUCAACCGCUGCGCUGGACCUUCACUAUGGCCUGAAUCCUUCCGCCAGGCUUUCCCCUUAUUCAGGGAAUCCCGACUUUUCGCGAUUCUUCCACACAGAGCUGGAAGUAUCACCAGUUCCUGAGAAGGGAAUGUCUCUAGCAGAAACGGACCCGAAUAUAGUGUCCUCGCAUCCUACAUCGUGCGAUGUUGGCUCUGUUGUAGAACAAGGAUCGGGGUCCGGCCAUCGACAUGCACGCGGACAGUCAUUCAACGUGGCUUCUACUGAUGAAUCCAAUGGAUCCACUUCCGUGGGGAAUAAGCGAAAACGCGCCAGCUGGGAUGGGAGGACAGCUUAGAGAGAUAUGCAGUCGUGUUUACCAUACUUUUGUUCUUUUAUGAGUUCACGG